AUGCAAACACUGAAUCCAGUCACACUUCAACUCUGCGACUCCGAUUUCACGUCCAAUGCUGUAACAAUCAACAAUUAUUUAAUUCAUCUCCUUUCUAUGAAAUUCGCGCAAAAUUCUCAAAAAUCUUUUUCAAGAAAAUUUACAUUAAUUGAAACUUUGGGAUCUCCAUUACAAAUCGGUUCUGACAAUUUUCAUUUUGCUCGUCCCAAUGAUGUAAAAUUAUGUUAUUCGACUCGUUGCAUUCUUGUCAGUGACACGCACAAUCAACGAAUUCAAUCCUUCGAUCUCGAUACGAAAAUAUUCAAAGGAACGAUUCAUACACCUCAUUGGCCUCAAUUUUUAUGUGUGAUUGAGUCGAAUUUGAAAUAUAUUACAACAACAACAAGUUUUGGAAAAUAUGCAAAUAGAAAACGUGAAAAUAGUGAACAUGACGCAUCCGUACUCGUGUCAUGUUCGGAUCAUUGUGUCUACAAGUAUUCCAUUCGAAAAUGCAUCGAUUCAUUUCAACAAUCCAAUACAAUGACCAAAUUCUUGAAAUCAUUCGUUGGAACACUCAUUCCCCAAUUGAAAUUAACUGAAUAUAUAUGGAAGAGUGGAAUUUCAGGAGAGGAUGGAAAUUCAUUGCAUCAUUUUUCACAACCCUCAUCGAUGGCUUUGGUCGAGAAACAACUCUUUUCACACACCAAUGCAUCACUCUUUGAUAAGCCAUUAAUUUUACCAAGUUGGGAAUCACAACCAUCCAAUUCUAUCACCAAUGAUAGUAGUAGAAGUAGUGAAGAAGACUGUAAACACUCUAAUGAAUCGAAUUGGCUCGUCUUGGUAUGUGAUUCCCUUAAUCAUCGAAUUAAGGUUUUAAAUCCGACAACAGGACAAGCACUUGUUGCCAUCACUCAUUAUCAUGAAAUGAUUCAACGAAUGAGUGGACCUCAAUUGAAACUUGUGCGAUUUUUUACACCAAAAUUCAUUGUGGUUUCGCCUCACACGCAAGACAUUCUCUUUGUGGAAAAUUUAAAAUCAAGUUCAAGAAUUGUCUUAUUGAGGCAAGGUGAUUUUUCCAAAAAUGGAAUUGCUCAUUGUGUACAUGUUCAAGAGAAGUCUGUCACCAUUAAGGGACUAUUAGGGGAUUUAAAUGUUUCUGGACUCAUGUAUAUAGCAGAUCGCAAUGGAAUUUCGAUUCGAAAUGUGUUAGGACAUUUGACAGAUGAGUCUCCAUUCAAUGGAAAUUGUGAAGUAUACAGUCCGAGUGGUAUGUGCCUCAAUGAACACAAUGGAGAAUUACAUGUUGUUGAUUAUGUCUAUCAUACGCUCCAAGUGUUCCAAUGA
This is a messenger RNA of Naegleria lovaniensis, 1323 nucleotides long. RefSeq lists its product as uncharacterized. The transcript has a single exon. Gene Ontology annotation, biological process: proteasome-mediated ubiquitin-dependent protein catabolic process; protein polyubiquitination. The coding region runs from base 1 to 1323 and encodes 440 amino acids. Gene Ontology annotation, molecular function: ubiquitin protein ligase activity. The record is from RefSeq and is a predicted model, not a curated record. Lineage: Eukaryota; Heterolobosea; Eutetramitea; Acrasida; Naegleriidae.